Molecule: messenger RNA, 312 nt
Organism: Acanthamoeba castellanii str. Neff
Lineage: Eukaryota; Discosea; Longamoebia; Acanthamoebidae
Product: glutathione S-transferase, C-terminal domain containing protein
Exons: 1
Biological process (GO): glutathione metabolic process
Molecular function (GO): glutathione transferase activity
Source: RefSeq, a predicted model, not a curated record
UUCACGCCGGCCGAGCAGCUGGCCGAGGCCAAGGAGAAGCUGGUCAAGGAGACCCUGCCAGGCCAGCUGGCCAACUUCGAGAAGCUGCUCGAGAAGAAUGGCAACAGCGGCUACCUCGUGGGCUCCAAGCUGAGCUACGCUGACCUGAGCCUGUGGGCGGUCGUGCGCCUGCUCGUCAGCAGGAUCGAGGGCACCAGCGAGGAGUCGCUGCUGGGCUCCUUCCCGGCAGUGAAGAAGCUCUUCACCACCGUGUCGGAGAGGGAGCGCCUCAAGGCCUACGUCGCUCGCGAUGUCUACGCCAAGCAGCAGUGA